CGAUAGGCGUGUAUUAGCAGCAGCAGGCGAGCAUACGGCGCGUUUCCUCGAGUGUCUGCGCUGCGGGAAAAUCUUGCCUACUCUCUCUCAUUCGAUGUGUGCGAUCAGACAUUUUGAAAAGCUUGAAGCGAGAAAAUUUCUAUUUCCACUUUUUUGCGAAGCAAUAUUCACUGUUUUGUGCUCAUAUUCGGAGAAAAAAUAGACAUUUGCAGUGAAGUACGUUGGAAUAUUGCAAGAUUAUGGUAAAGUGAAGAUAGAAUCAGUGGUCUAUUGGCGAUAAACUUUGGCUGGACUGGAUCCAAGCCCAGUAUUGAUUUUCCAUUUUCUCUCGAUGGUUUAAUUUAUGUGCAAAGUUGAAAGUCUCUUCGCAUAUGGCGAUGAUAAACUUGAUGGAAAUUGUUCAAUAUUGAAUUCUUAGGAAAUAAUUUCUUGGAGAAGACGAAUCUUGAACUCGAACAACGCAAUAAACGAAGAAUUUGGUUCUGUGAAAAUAAGUGAAUCGGUGAUAAGAAAAGUGACAUUCUGUCCUGCUAUCUCGGUCCCGAAAGUCAUACCUCCUGGUACUGUCGACUUUAUUCGAUUCUGUGUUAUAGAUGUGUCUCCCUUAAGAGGUUCAGUUUUUCAUAUUCGCCUCUCUGUGUUAUAAAACGCUCUGUUGCUUGUGGGGAAAAGAGGGAGAAAAACAUUAAGGGAAAUAUCGGCUGUAGUGGUGUGAACUAGUGUGUUUUGUUCGACUCAACGACUCAUAAGAGCGAACAAGCAGUGAUGAAUCAAAAACAGCUGUGUAUGCAGAAAAUAAAGAGUGCUUCUUGGUCGUCGUUGUCGUCGUCUUUGUAGUUGCAGGGUGAAGUCAGUGAUAAACAACACAUAUACGAGAGAUUCGAGAAUCUAAUAAUAGCAACGGAGUGAAGGAGAAUCGUCGCGUUCCAAUCGUAUGCUGGCACUAGCCGCUGCAUCAUCGUUUGACCUGAGAUCGUAAAGCAGUGUCAGGUUCAUUAGUGUAGAAUAUUCACUGUAGUGUGUUGUGCAGUGCAUGAAUCUUUUUGUGUGAGACUUGAAAAAUCAAAAAAAAAAAUACGCAAAUAUUAGUGUUGUGUCCAGGAGCAGCAGCCGCCCAUCAGCGUCGCCGAAUCUCGACCACGGGUAUGCUAUUUAAUGGACACAAGGGGACGUCGAAGUGUCGUCUAUGGCCGAAUCCGUUGGUAAGCAAGUGCUCUCUGCAGUGACGGAGGGGCAUCAUCAUCAGCAGCAGCAACAACAACAAUAUCAUCGGUAUCAACACCACCAUCAAACAACAACAACAACAACAACAGCAGCAGCAGAAAAUAGCAGUGGCAGUCGGAGAUCAAAAAGUAGAUCUUCUCAGAAAACCCAUCAGCGUUCCGAAACGUCGAAAACGGAUUACAACAGCAGACAAAGCAGCAGUGGUCGAAAACGCAAGCACGAGGAAGACAGGAAGCAGCAACAGAAUUCGACUCCCUCGCCGAUAGCUUUCCGAACACGUUCACGAACCGUUUCGAAGGAAAUUCCUCUUGCUCCAAUUGCCAGUAGUAGCAGUAGCAGUAAGAUCCAGCAGGCGUCAUCACCUUCGGUGGAAGCCCAGUGCAGUAAGCGUCACGGCGCCAUACGGAAGCACGCUGGUAACAUACAUGAUAGCACAAAGUCCACUAGCAAUAGUCAUAGUGCCACCUCCGCCGCCGUUGGAUCAGCGUUAGCAGUAUCACCAACUACUUCGACACUUUCUUGCUCAUCGUCUCUAUCGUCGUUGUCAUCGCUUCCAUUUGAGGGAGGAGCAAAGCAAAAAUUAACUAAACAAUCACACCACGAACAACAUUUGCCGGACUUUUACGGCCACAGUUCCACCAGCAGCACUUGCAGUAGUAGUCGUGGAGGUAGUGUCAGUUCCAUCGCUUCGUCGUCACGAUCAAUCGAGAAGGAGAAACGCAGGAAAGGAGGGGACCCGAAGCUGUCGAAAAAGGUCUUCGAUCGAGUGUUCCAGGAGGAAAAGCAGCAACAGGAACGCAAGCGUAGUAGAUCUGGUUCUAAGCUAGACCGGUCAGCAGUAGCAGCAGCAGCAGCAGCAGUACAGGUACAAACAAGUACGGUGGAAGAGGGACGGAAUUUGCGUUCCCAUCACCACCAUCCAGAGCCAUCAGCAGGGUUAGCAACAGUAGUAGCAUCGUCGAGCGUCGUAGUACCGAAAAAGCGACAGAAAGUGGGGGACCAACACCCGGGCGGUACGGGCAGCAGCCAUAAAGCCCCGAACCUGGGGGCACGUCUAGCUCGUAGCAGCGGAGGUAGGGAGCCCCAACAUCAUCACCAACAGCAGCCGCAGCAGUAUCAUUCCGGUAGUGUUCACAUCGGUAGUGCAAGUAGUAGUAGCAGUCACAAUCACAGCACCCAGGGGCACCUACCUAGCGGCCUGCUAAGACGUAGUUCUCGUGGCAAAAGUUCUUAUCAAUCCGCAACAACGGGUUCUUGUGUUAGUUCGAACACCGCCAAUCCCAGUCAAGUGCAGCAGCAACAGCCAUCAUCAUCACAAUCUUCUCGCUCGGGCAGUCAUCGUGGUGGUGGUUCCGGUAGUGGUUCGGCCAAUCCAUAUUCGGCUGGCAGCUCCUCCGGUGCUACUGCCAAAGGCUCAUCCUCCAAAGGUGCCUCGUCCUAUUCGUCGUCAUCGGUGGUGACGGCGGCAAACAAUAACAAUUCCACUUCGCUCGGAUCACUAGCGGCAGGUUACGAUCCAACGGCAGCAGCGCCUGGACCAUCCAACUCAGCAAUGGCCAAUGAUGGCUCUCGGAACAAUAACAACGACCAUUCGCAUCACCAUCAACCGAGCGGAUCCAGCUCGUCGCACCCAUUCAUCAAACUGCACAAAACGACCAGUCUUGGAUCGGCUUCGGUCGGAACAUCCGCUCCCAUCGAUGUGAACAUGAUGAACGUGACCGGUGCCGGUGCUUCCGGUGGUGCUGCUUCGAAUUCCGCCAGCUUGGGUGCUGCCGCUGCCGUUCCGCAUCCCGAUUCGGAAAGCGACGACAGCGAAGUUGGCAGGCUUCAGGCUCUCCUGGAAGCCCGGGGUCUCCCUCCGCACUUGUUCGGUGCUCUGGGACCCAGGAUGCACCACCUACUGCAUCGUACCAUGGGAGCAAACAGCAGUUCCAAAGCGCAACAGCUUCUCCAAGGGCUGCAAUGUCAGGACGAAAGUCAACAGCUGCAAGCUGCAAUCGAAAUGUGCCAAAUGUUGGUCAUGGGUAACGAGGACACCCUAGCGGGAUUCCCAAUCAAACAGGUCGUACCAGCACUGAUCACCCUUCUCCGAAUGGAGCACAACUUUGACAUCAUGAACAAUGCUUGCCGUGCAUUGGCGUACAUGCUAGAAGCUCUCCCACGAUCAUCCGGGACCGUCGUCGACGCAAUUCCGGCAUUCCUUGAAAAACUUCAGGUCAUCCAGUGCAUGGACGUGGCAGAACAAAGUCUCACGGCAUUGGAAAUCCUUUCCCGUCGGCACAACAAAAGUAUUCUACAGGCCAAUGGAGUGUCGGCCUGUCUCACUUAUCUGGACUUCUUCUCCAUCAACGCCCAGCGGGCGGCUCUAGCCAUCACAGCCAAUUGCUGUCUGAAUCUACAUGCCGAUGAAUUUCACUUCGUUAAAGAGUCUCUGCCCUUACUGGCUCGACUUCUAGCUCAGCAAGAUAAAAAGAGCGUCGAAAGCAUAUGCACUGCAUUCUAUCGCUUGGUGGAUAGCUUCCAGCAUGAUCCGACUAUCCUUCAGGAGAUAGCAAGCAUGGAACUGCUGAAAAACUGCCAACAACUGCUGGUAGUCACCCCUUCGGUUCUCAACUCCGGAACAUUCACCAAUGUUGUCCGAAUGCUGAGUGUCAUGUGCGCAAACUGCCCGGAUCUGGCUAUCACCCUGCUGAAAAACGACAUAGCCUCUACGCUUCUCUAUUUGCUCACCGGAUCGGCGGAUCCCGUAACGUCGGAUGUAGAACUGGUUCCCAGAUCUCCCUCGGAACUGUACGAAAUCACGUGUCUGAUAGGAGAGCUGAUGCCUCGUCUACCGACGGACGGUAUCUUCGGAGUGGACUCCUUGCUCGAGCGAACCCAAGCCAACGUUCAGGAUGCUGUCCAGUGGCAAUGGAAAGACGAUCGUGGCGUUUGGAGACCAUACUCUUCCAUCGAUUCCCGUAUGAUCGAAGCGGCCCACCUGAAUUCGGAUGACGAAAUCAGCCUGAGUACGCUGGGGCGGACCUACACGAUUGAUUUCCACUCGAUGCAACAGAUCAACGAGGACACCGGGACGACCCGGGCCGCUCAAAGGAAGAUCAAUCAUGCUCUGCUGGCUCAGCAACAGGGAGCUGUAGUGAUCAAUACAGGUGCAAUAGCAGCCGCUGCUGGGAUCUCGGGUGAAACUGGCGAAGCUAAUUCUGGCACUUCCGGAGGCACUGGAUGUGUCAAUCUGGCCACUAGGCCACCGAAUGCUACUCGAGAUGCACGGAUAGCUUGUCUCAAGGAGGAACGAGGAUUGGCUGCCGAGUUUAUCAAGAACCUCUUUUCGGUUCUGUAUGAGGUGUACAGCUCGUCGGCUGGCCCCUCGGUACGUUACAAAUGUCUACGCGCGUUGCUGAGGAUGGUGUACUUUGCCAAUAGCGAUCUCCUGCGAGAAGUGCUGAAGAAUCAACUGGUUUCGUCACACAUUGCCGGAAUGAUGGCUUCAAACGAUCUCAGAAUCGUAGUCGGUGCUCUGCAGAUGGCUGAAAUCCUGAUGCAAAAAUUGCCGGAAGUCUUCGGGAUGCACUUCCGCCGAGAAGGUGUCGUGCAUCAGAUCACUCAGUUGACGGAUCCAACCAUACCGAUCUGUGCUGCCCCGUCGCCCAAAUCUGGAGCUCAAAGUGCCCCCUCGUCGGCUACCAUUCACCCGAACAAUACAUUCGAUUUUGACAGUGCCAUUGCCUCAAGUUCAAAGUCCGGCUCCCAGGCGAUUGCCAUCGUUGGCGGUGCCGGUCCACACGUCAAGAACCUCAACUCUGCUAUGAUGAUGGCCAGUAAGAUCAGCAUGUCGAUGCCAUCGACCAGUUCGACUCUGCUGCAUUCACCGACAUCGGCCGCCAAUCUACCCGGAACAUCGAGCAGCUUCACGGCGAUCAAUUUGAACACCUCGGCCAAGGGUCUUCACCACAAUCACCACCAUCAUCAGCAGAUGUCCACCAGUACACUCCAUCUGGAAUCGCUGGCCACUAAUAUGCAACCGAGUAUCCCCGGAGCAAUCGCUACGCCAAACAAUGGAAACAUUCUGCUGAAUGCAAUCUACAGCUCGGCCAUCCCAAUCAACCAGCAAGCCUCUCAUCAUCACCAAGCGGAGGCGGGUUCCAGCAAGCAAACACAUCUCUAUCAGAGUCAUCAUUUUCCGGAUACCUUCGCGUACAAUGCCGAACAGGGCAUCCUGACGUCUCCUCUGUCCGUAACAUCCGGUGCCGGAGCUACCUUGGUGGCCACAACAGUGGCUGCUUCCCAUCACGACACUCGAUCUCACAGUCCCGGCCAGCUGAAGGUUUCCGAUAUCCUCAAGCGUAAAGUUCCACCAAAGCGAAAAUCCCAGAGCAGUUCCAAGUCCAAGUCUCGUCAUGACGAUGCCGGUGCUUCCGGAAGCGGUUCCCACUCGGUAGCCAGUGGAUCCACUGUGGCUGGAACGUCUAGUUCGUCCACCACUUCGUCCGUCAUGCAGGAAUUGAUCAAUAAGGCAACCACUCUGGGAUCUUCUUCCGGACGGAAUACCCCAUCGUCCAGUUCCCGAUCACGAUUCUCUGGUGCCUCGUCAAAGACGACGUCCUUCCUAGCUUCGUUGAAUCCGGCCCGCUGGGGACGUCAAUCUUCGUCCUCAUCGUCACAUCAUUCGACUGCAUCGUUCGGCAAGGACGGCGCCAAUGCGCUGGCAAAGAGCCAAUCUAACUCCAACCUGAUUGCUGCGGGUAACCGUGAGAAAGCUCGUCAAUGGAUCCGGGAACAGGCCAUCACCUUUGUGAAUCGUUACUCAACGAAUGGGGUGGGAGCAACGAGCGGUUCGCUGCAUCCAGCUUGCUCGAUCCUUUCCCGGUUAACUGGUGCUAUUCAAAAGAUGGACGGCAACCAAGGCGAGUGUCUGGCUGCGCUAAAGGAACUACGGGACAUCCUCAUUGAGAGCGACAUAUCCCCCUUCGAGGUGAACCAUUCCGGGUUGAUCCGAGCCAUGCUGAGCUACAUGGCCAACGACGACAACCAGCUGGUGGAACGUGCCGACCGUCUUCGGAUGUUCCUGCACGUGUUUGCCAACCUUCCGUUAGACGGAAACUUCUCGUGCAAUAUGGCUCCGGCGAUUAACAGUGCACCGUUCAGUGCCUUCGUGGCCAAGCUGAACGGAUGCGUUACGCAGCUGGAACAGUUUCCGGUCAAGGUGCACGAUUUUCCCGCCGGGGUUGGGGGCCGUUCGAAUACAAGUGCUCUUAAAUUCUUCAAUACGCACCAGUUGAAGUGUAACCUCCAACGUCAUCCCGAGUGUACGAAUCUGCGCCAAUGGAAGGGUGGCACCGUGAAGAUCGAUCCCCUUGCCUUGGUGCAGGCGAUCGAGCGCUAUCUGGUGGUGCGCGGCUACGGAGGAAUACGGGUGGACAGCGAGGAGGACUCGGAAGAGGAUAUUGACAAUAUCGAUGCCGCUGCGAUGAUUUCGAUGGGCGGGCUGAAGCACAAGUUGCAAUUCCUGAUCGGAGAGCACGUACUGCCAUACAAUAUGACGGUGUACCAAGCGAUCAGGCAGUACUCGCCGCUGGUGAACGAUCAGUCCGAGACCGAUACGGACACGGAGACGCCCAUUGGAAGCGCCAGCAUUUGGGUACAGCAGCAUACCAUCUACUAUCGCCCGGUGGAGGAAGAUUCCAACAGCGCUUCCAAGAGUGGCCAGUCCAGUUCGUCCCGAAAGAACAGCAAAAAUUCCCAAUCGAAGAUAAUGCGCCGGAAACCGGAAUUCUGGAUCGACGGUAUCGCCCCGUCAGUCGUUUCCCCACUGAUGCCAUUCCUGACAUCCAAACUGCCCGAUGUGGUUAGCGUGCAGGACGCUUCGCUUGAUGCCCUCUGUAUGCUACGCAUCAUCAAUGCUCUGAACCGCCAUUGGGCCACUUUGUACUUUUCAGUACCGCAGAGUCACAUCAUUCCCCAGGUUGAAUUCAUCCAUUCGAAGAUCGCUGCCAAGGCCAGUCGUCAGCUGCAGGACCCGUUGGUCAUCAUGACUGGCAAUUUGCCACAGUGGUUGCAGCAGAUUGCGGCCGCCUGUCCAUUCCUGUUCCCGUUCGAAACACGCCACCUAUUGUUCUAUGCUGUAUCAUUCGAUCGCGAUCGUGCGCUGCAACGCCUGCUCGAUACGACGCCCGAUCUCAACUCGGCAGACACUAGUGAGCGAGUAACACCUCGUCUGGACCGACGCAAGCGUGCCAUUUCUCGCGAGGACAUACUCAAACAGGCGGAAUCGAUCAUACAGGACUUUGGGCACUCGAAGGCUCUGCUGGAGAUCCAGUACGAAAAUGAAGUCGGAACCGGUCUGGGUCCAACCCUUGAAUUCUACGCACUGGUCUCAACCGAACUGCAACGCUGUGAUCUAGGUUUAUGGAACGACAGUGAUAGUUAUAAGAAUAACAACAAUCAACAGUCGAGCUCGAUUGCGGACAACAUUGUAAAAUCUGCGCUGAAUCAGAUCGACGAUGAUACCACCUCCGCCACGACUACGAACCGAUCGUCCUUGUCGCCGAUGGGCACACGGCAUCACCAUCAUCAGCAACAGCACGAUAGUGACCAUAAUGUGAGCGAUGGCAGCUUCGUCAUCAGCAAUGAAAACUCACUUAACAUGCUGAUUGAACAAUCGGACAAUCUGCUGCUGAGUAGCAAUCCCCAACAGGCGGAGUUGGAGAAUAAUCAGACACCACCGCCAACGACGCAGCAGCAGCAACUUUCACUCAUUUCGCCGCCAUCCACUGGUGCCGGUGGCAGCAGUGGAGCCGUAUCCUACGUCAAUGCACCCCACGGACUGUUUCCGAUUCCGCUUAGCAAAACAGCGAAAACUUCGCAGAUCUCACGCUUGAAGUACAAGUUUAAAUUCUUAGGAAAAUUUAUGGCUAAAGCUGUGAUGGAUAGUCGAAUGCUUGACCUUCCCUACUCGAUACCGUUCUACCGAUGGUUGCUGUCGGAGGAGAACUCGGUUGGGCUGCCCGAUCUCGAUCAGGUGGCACCGGAAGUGCAGGUAACGCUUCUUCGGUUGACAGAAAUCGUUAAGCAACGGGAUCUGAUACAGGCCGAUCCCAGCCUGGAUGCCAUGGAGAAGACUGAAAAGAUCGAAUCACUCGACCUGGACGGCUGUCCGAUCGCUGACCUGGGCCUGGACUUUGUUCUGCCCGGUCAUCCGAACAUCGAGCUACGCCGCGGUGGCCGCGAUAUGGCCGUCACCAUCCACAAUUUGCAUCAGUACAUCUCGCUGGUGACCCAUUGGUUCCUGGUCGAAGGCGUUUCGCGACAAUUUGAAGCACUGCGAGAAGGAUUCGACUCGGUAUUCCCGGUCAAUCGGUUGCGUAUGUUCUACCCGGAGGAGCUGGAGAACGUGUUCUGUGGAUCUGGACUGAAUGCGGCGUCGCACCAACGGUGGGACGUUCGAAUGCUGACCGAGUGCUGCCGCACGGAUCACGGGUUCACGCAAGAUUCGCAAGCCAUUCUGCACUUCUACGAAAUCCUGAGCACCUACAACCGGGAAGAGCAGCGACUGUUCCUGCAGUUUGUAACCGGAAGUCCUCGGCUGCCGACGGGUGGUUUCAAGGCCCUCACGCCUCCGCUGACGAUCGUACGGAAGAAGAUGGACGGCAACCAGAAUCCGGACGAAUAUCUGCCAUCGGUGAUGACCUGCGUGAACUAUCUUAAGCUGCCGGACUACUCGAGCCGGGAAGCGAUGCGACAGAAGCUGAAACUGGCUGCCAGCGAGGGCAGCAUGAGUUUCCAUCUGUCCUAAGCCGGGCGCCAAGAGCGAGGGAUAGAAGAGGUUCACAUUUUAAAUGCUAGUCGUCGCGGUUUGUUUAUCUUAUCGUUUCGUUAUCGUCUCGGAAUCGGUUUUGUUUUCUUUUCGGGGAGAAGGUAAUAACCUCUUUUUUAUUAGUGGAUGAUUUGUUUUAGGGGCAGGCGCUGUGUCGCUGCGCGGAAAACUACCGAUUAUCUCAACCAAAUAAAUGCUAGUGAAAUGUAAGUUCAUUUGAAAUGAAGGACGGAAGGAUACGUGAGUGCGCGUGAUGAUGUACAUUGUUAGGCAGUAGAAGCGAGGAAGUUUUUUUUUUAUAUUUGUUUUUCAUUAUUUUGGACAUAAAUUUGCCACCCUUGGUUAUAUCAUUGGAAAAAAAAGCGUUGGAUUGUUCUUCAUUUGCAGACUUUGAAAAGAAACACUUUUGUUUUCAGGGAAGCUUUAUCUCUAGCGGCGAUUCUCAAUAACUUUUUUUUUUAAGGUCGUUGGUACGUUUUAU
This is a messenger RNA of Ochlerotatus camptorhynchus, 9518 nucleotides long. It is a transcript of the gene ctrip, whose product is annotated as E3 ubiquitin-protein ligase ctrip. Gene Ontology annotation, biological process: proteasome-mediated ubiquitin-dependent protein catabolic process; protein polyubiquitination; DNA damage response. The transcript has 10 exons. The record is from RefSeq and is a predicted model, not a curated record. Gene Ontology annotation, molecular function: zinc ion binding; ubiquitin protein ligase activity. NCBI's taxonomy places the organism in Eukaryota, Metazoa, Arthropoda, Insecta, Diptera, Culicidae. Gene Ontology annotation, cellular component: nuclear speck. The coding region runs from base 1187 to 9016 and encodes 2609 amino acids.